Molecule: messenger RNA, 809 nt
Organism: Aspergillus campestris IBT 28561
Lineage: Eukaryota; Fungi; Ascomycota; Eurotiomycetes; Eurotiales; Aspergillaceae
Exons: 1
Coding region: 254-445 (63 amino acids)
Source: RefSeq, a predicted model, not a curated record
GAACCAGUGCAAGGGAAUGGUACAAAGAACUAGACACUGGUGGUGACUAGUUAUCACUCAGUUCGGACUAGUUUCGUUUCAGAAUCCAGAUGGGGAAAAGGAGAAACGCCUGGGUCAAGGUUCCAGAAGAAGGGGGAAUAUUGGCCGGAAUUUAUAUGCACGGAGAUCCGAAAGGAAACAUUGGUGCUCAGAUGUCAGAUGGGCCCGGCUGUAUAAUGGGAUUCUCCUCGAUCGUGGUUUGCAUGAUGUGAGAAUGCUCUUCUCCUACUUCUUCUUCUUCUUCUUCUUCUUCUUCUUCUUCUUCUUCUUCUUCUUCUUCAAUCCGACAGACACGGGCAAGGUGGAAGAGUCCGAUGGCAGAGUGGUGAUACUCGCUGUUGCCCUCGUUCCAUGUGGUCGAUCACCGUUCUUCCAAACCGGACGGUACCACAAAGAAACCAAGUAAAAAAAAAAGACCACUGUCGAGUAACCCACCUACAGCACCAACAAAUCACCGACGAGACGGUCCAGAAAAGGGUCGCCGUGGCCAGGCAGCGGGGAUGUCUCGCCUGACUAUUGAUCGGGUUGGAAAGCGAGAGUGCCCGUUGGUUGGAUCUCCAUUGGACGGUGGACUCCGCAUUUCCCGACGGAUGGUGGAGGAUUCCAGGAGAAGAACGAUAGGAGAAGAAAGACGGCGGGGGAGAAAAAAAGGGAAAAGUCUGCGUUGUGUUGGCAUUGGUGUCCACUUGGGAAAUUUAGCAGCCGAAGCGGAGUCCUCACGGUUUCGGUCCCAGACCUCAAAGAGAAAAAAGAAAGGAGAAAAUCAAGUC